AUGCCUGCAUUCACGAUAAAGUGCAACGUUGAACUUUCAAAGGAGAAAGCUACAGCGCUGUGUAAGGAGGCGAGCAAGGUCAUGGCUGACAUUUUGGGGAAACCCGAGUCGUUCGUGACUGUGACUUACGAGGUGCCGCUAGCCAUGACCUGGGACGGUAACGAGGAACCGGCUGCCGUUUGCAUGCUACUUUCUCUUGGAACCUCUAGCCCGGAACAUAACGUCAAGGUAUCCGCCAAAGUUGCAGAACUUUUGCGUAAACACUGCGGGGUGCAGCCGAGUCGCUACUAUGUGGAGUUCGUGGACCCUCCGCGGAGCGACCUAGGUUGGAAUGGACGCACUUUUGCGUAA
This is a messenger RNA of Cyanidioschyzon merolae strain 10D, 351 nucleotides long. RefSeq names its product similar to light-inducible protein ATLS1-like. Gene Ontology annotation, molecular function: phenylpyruvate tautomerase activity. The record is from RefSeq and is a predicted model, not a curated record. Lineage: Eukaryota; Rhodophyta; Bangiophyceae; Cyanidiales; Cyanidiaceae. Bases 1 to 351 code for a protein of 116 amino acids. The transcript has a single exon.